Molecule: messenger RNA, 399 nt
Organism: Arachis duranensis
Lineage: Eukaryota; Viridiplantae; Streptophyta; Magnoliopsida; Fabales; Fabaceae
Exons: 1
Coding region: 1-399 (132 amino acids)
Source: RefSeq, a predicted model, not a curated record
AUGAGGCUUCUAAUGUCUUCUUUGGAUCAAGAUGAAGGUGAAAUGAAGAUAUUUGCUAAUUGGAUACUUGAUGUUGGAAAUGGAAAUAUUAUCUCUGUUGUUGGUGAUGAAUCAGAAGUUAAAAUUCCAGAUGAUCUAUUGAUUACAACUACUGAUGAUCCUCUCUCUCAUUUGGUAGACUUUGCAUAUCCAAAUUUGUUGCAAAACAUGUCAGAUUACAGAUAUUUUCAGAGUAGAGCAAUUCUUGCACCCACACUUAAGAGUGUCGAGAAGGUAAACGAUUUUGUCUUGACAAUCUUUCCAGGGAUGGAAAAGGAGUAUUUGAGCUCUGACACAACAUGUCAAGCUGAUGAGAAUGAAGAUGUAAAACAAGAGUGGUUUACCAGAGUUUCUAAAUGA